Messenger RNA from Octodon degus (degu), 513 nucleotides. RefSeq names its product histone H1.0-like. Bases 1 to 450 code for a protein of 149 amino acids. Gene Ontology annotation, biological process: nucleosome assembly. The record is from RefSeq and is a predicted model, not a curated record. The transcript has a single exon. Lineage: Eukaryota; Metazoa; Chordata; Mammalia; Rodentia; Octodontidae. Gene Ontology annotation, molecular function: structural constituent of chromatin; DNA binding. Gene Ontology annotation, cellular component: nucleosome.
AUGAUCAUAACUGCCAUCCAGGCCAAGAACAACUGUGCUGGCUCCUUGUGCCAGUCCAUCCAGAAGUACAUCAGGAGCCACUACAAGGUGGGUGAGAAUGCCGACACCCAGAUCAAGUUGUCCAUCAAGCGACUGGUGACCACCAGGGUUCUCAAGCAAACCAGAAGGGUGGGUGACUCUGGGUCCUUCCAGUUGGCCAAGAGUGAUGAGCCUGAGAGGACAGUGGCCUUCAAGAAGACCAAGAAGGAAGUCAAGAAGGUGGCCAUGCCGAAGAAGGCAGCCAAGCCCAAGAAGGCUGCCUCCAAAGCCCUAAGCAAGAAACCUAAAGCCACCCUUGUCAAGAAGGCCAAGAAGAAGUCAGCUGCCACACCCAAGAAAGCCAAAAAAAGCCCAAGGUUUUCAAGGCCAAGCCAGUCAAGGCAUCCAAGCCCAAGAAGGCCAAACCAGUGAAGCCCAAAGCCAAGUCCAGUGCCAAGAUGGCCGGUAAGAAGAAGUGAUGAGGAAGCCUUUUCU